AUGGCCAAGUACACAUCUGUCAUGAACGAACCAUUGAUCAAACUGCUGCUUUCAUUUCUCUUCCAGUUCAUGUUCUCAAACAAUAUUCAUAGUACUAUGCACCUGUUUCUAUCUCCCCGUUUGAGGAGCCUUCGCCUCAUUUCCUGCAAUGAUGUCACAGAUAUAGGGUUUACAGAGGCCGUGAAGGCGCUCCCACUGCUUGAAGAGCUCGAGCUCUCGCUAUGUGGCAAUGUAGGCGCUGAUGGGGUGUAUGAAGUUGGUGAGCUUUUCGGAAAUCAUCUCAGCAACAAGGGUCUAGAAACAAUAUUGGACAAUUGUCCACAUCUAGAAUGCCUGGACAUACGCCAAUGCCUCAACAUUGACAUGAAUGAGACUCUGCUUGAAAAGUGUUCAAGGAUUAAGACGAUAAAGCUUCCCGCGUACCCAACUGAUGACUAUGAUCUCAAGGUUGAAAGCCCCGGCACGAGAAGCCCUGUUAGGACAAAUGCACGGUACACUGACCCAUAA
Panicum virgatum (switchgrass) is the source of this 507-nucleotide messenger RNA. Its product is annotated as putative F-box/LRR-repeat protein 23. Gene Ontology annotation, molecular function: protein binding. Bases 1 to 507 code for a protein of 168 amino acids. The transcript is spliced from 3 exons. The record is from RefSeq and is a predicted model, not a curated record. NCBI's taxonomy places the organism in Eukaryota, Viridiplantae, Streptophyta, Magnoliopsida, Poales, Poaceae.